Messenger RNA from Sardina pilchardus (European sardine), 8921 nucleotides. It is a transcript of the gene clasp1a, whose product is annotated as cytoplasmic linker associated protein 1a. Bases 781 to 5478 code for a protein of 1565 amino acids. Gene Ontology annotation, cellular component: spindle microtubule; mitotic spindle; microtubule organizing center. Gene Ontology annotation, biological process: mitotic spindle assembly; establishment of mitotic spindle localization. Gene Ontology annotation, molecular function: kinetochore binding; microtubule binding. NCBI's taxonomy places the organism in Eukaryota, Metazoa, Chordata, Actinopteri, Clupeiformes, Clupeidae. The record is from RefSeq and is a predicted model, not a curated record. The transcript is spliced from 42 exons.
AGCGAACAGCAUACGGGGUGGAGAGAUACCUCGAUGCUGCCGUCUGACAAUACUGCACAGCACUGUUUUACCGGAUAAUCAAAUUUUGCUUAGAUGACUAGGGCGGCGAGGUUAAGAAGCCUGUUCUAAAUAAUGAAGCGUAGCCCCACUGUCCUCCUGCUCAGCUGCUUCAGUUACCUCCUCCUCCCCCACCACCACCGCCACCACCACUGCUACCCCUAGUGGCCUUGCAGCAGCAGCGCCAGCAGCCUGGGUCGCUCAGUCGGACUGCUCUGCUCUGCCCUGCCCUGCCCUGCCCUGCGAGUGUGUGACGGGAGAAAUCAAGAGUGCGGUGGGAAAAAAAAAGGAGCACCCUCGUCAGCUGUCGCUCACACACACACACAUGGUGCAUUGUUGCCAUUCCCAAGCUAGCAUCCCCGUGGCUAAGCAUCACGCUAGCGUGCGGCUCGCCGAGACAGGCCUGCGGUUGGAAGGGAUAUAAAUAAAAAAAACGACUCGAUCGGACUGUGUGUGUGGGUUUGGGUGUGUGUGUGAGUGUGUGUGUGUGUGUGUGAGAUUGUGAGUGGGGCGUGUGUGUGAGUGUGUUUUUUUUGUGCCCAUGUGUGUGUCUGUGGUGUGACUUAUUUUUUCCCCUGUCACACACACAGGCACUCUUCCCUCAAGGAUUAGUGUUCUCUUUUUGUAGUUUGUCUUUUUAAAUAAUAAGGUUUAUUUAUUUUAACAACAACAACAACAACAACAACAACAAAAAACUACAAUCACCAGCUGCCACCUGGAGCCAUGGAGCCCAACAUGGAGAACUGUCUGACUCAGGUGCUGCAGAAGGACGUUGGGAGACGGCUGCAGCUGGGCCAGGAGAUCAUCGACUACAUCUCCGACCGCGAGAAGUCCCACGACCUCGAGCAGGACCAGUCCACGCUGGACAAGAUGGUGGACGCCGUCGCUACCUCCUGGGUCAACUCCAGCAACUUCAAGUUGGCUUUGUUGGGAAUGGACAUUCUCUCUGCCUUAUUGAACAGACUGCAAGAACGCUUCAGAGGUCAAGUGUCAACAGUUCUGCCCAGUCUGAUGGACCGCCUGGGUGACGCCAAAGACCAGGUCCGGGACCAGGACCAGACCUUACUCCUUAAGAUCAUGGACCAGGGCGCCAACCCACAGUAUGUGUGGGACCGGAUGCUCGGGGGCUUCAAGCACAAGAACAACCGGACGCGAGAGGGAGUGUGUCUGUGCCUCAUCGGCACCCUCAACGCAUAUGGCGCCCAGGCUCUCACCCUUAGCAAGAUUGUCCCCCACAUAUGCAGCCUUUUGGGCGACCCCACCAGUCAGGUGCGGGACGCAGCGAUGGGCUGUCUGGUGGAGAUCUACAGGCACGUGGGGGAGAGGGUGAGGACGGACCUCACCAAGAAAGGGCUUCCCCAGUCCAGGUUGAAUGUAAUCUUCAGCAGGUUUGAUGAAGUGCAGCGAUCGGGGAACAUGAUUCCGACGUCCAGCUCAGAUAAGAACUUUGAUGAUGAAGACUCAGUGGACGGGGGCCGGUCCUCCUCCUCUUCCUCGUCCAGGGGCCCGCCCAGCGGCCGGAGGGGCGGAGCCAUGGGCUCCAUGCGAAGACCCAGCUCUGCGUCGUCUAAGGGGCCAGCAGGUAAAGAGGGAGCGAGCGCGGGUGCGGUGGACGAGGAUGACUUCAUGAAGGCGUUUGAGGACGCUCCAGCGCUGCAGAUCUACUCCACUCGAGACCUGGAUGACUCCAUCAAUAAGAUCAAGGAGGUUCUGUCUGAUGACAAGCAUGACUGGGAGCACAGAGUCACUGCUCUGAAGAAGGUGCGCUCGCUGCUGCUGGCGGGGGCUCUGGAGCACGAGGGCUUCUCUCAGCACCUGCGUCUGAUGGAGCCGGCCUUCAAGCUCUCCGCCAAAGACCUGCGCUCACAGGUGGUGCGCGAGGCCUGCAUCACGCUGGGACACCUGUCCUUCCUGCUGGGGACCAAGUUUGACCACACGGCCGAGUGCAUCAUGCCCACGCUGCUGAACCUGGUGCCCAACAGUGCCAAGGUCAUGGCCACCUCGGGAAUAGCCUGCAUCCGCCUCAUCCUCAGGCACACCCACUACCCACGCCUCAUCCCCAUCAUCACCAGCAACUGCACGUCCAAGUCAGUGGCCGUCAGGAGACGCUGUUAUGAGUUCUUGGACCUGAUGUUGACAGAGUGGCAGACCAACACCUUGGAGAAACAUGUGGCCGUGCUCUCAGAGACCAUCAAGAAGGGCAUCCACGACGCAGACUCCGAAGCUCGCUCCAUCGCCAGGAAGUGCUAUUGGAGUUUCCAUGGCCACUAUGGGCGGGAGGCGGAGCAUCUGUACCAGGCUCUGGAGUCGUCCUAUCAGAAGGCUCUGCAGUCCCACCUGAAGGGCUCCGACAGCGUCAUGUCCCUCCCCCAGUCCGACCGCUCCUCCUCCAGCUCUCAGGAGAGCCUGAACCGGCCCUUCUCAGUGAAGAGUGUGAUAGGAGGCAGCAUGACCAGGAGUAAGGUGGUGAGCUCGCGAGCCCCGGCCACACCUGGCUCGCUCCAGCGUUCCCGUAGCGAUGUGGAUGUCAACGCAGCGGCCAGCGCCAAGUCGCGCAUGUCCACGGUCCCCUCGGCAUCACCCUUCAGCUCGGCCGCCGCCCUGCCCCCCGGCUCCUACGCCUCACUAGGCCGAGUGCGCACCAGAAGGCAGAGCGCUGGCACCACGGUGGGCUCCGGCAGCACAGUCACAGAUAGCCGCGGGCGGAGCCGGGCCAAGGUGGUGUCCCAGUCCCAGCGAUCCAGAUCAGCUAACCCAACCAGUGCCGGCAGCCGCUCCAGUUCUCCGGGGAAGCUGCUGGGCCACUCGUACGGCAGGAUCCCCCGCUCCACCGUCCCCACGGCCACCACGCCAUCCACGGACAAGCGCCAGCGGGUCCCCCGCAGCCAGGGCUGCAGCCGCGAGACCAGCCCCAGCCGCCUGGGCCUCGCCCGGACCAGUCGCAUCCCCCGGCCCAGCAUGAGCCAGGGCUGCAGCCGGGACACCAGUCGCGAGAGCAGCCGCGACACCAGCCCCGCGCGGGGCUUCGCCCCUCUGGAUCGUUAUAGUCUGAUGCAUCAGGCUCGCAUGUCCGCAUCUAUCAACGCCAUGAGGGUCCUCAACACCGGCACCGAGGUGGAGGCAGCCGUUGCAGAUGCACUGCUGUUAGGAGACUCCAGGAAUAAGCGAAAGCCAUUGAGGCGACGCUACGAGUCCCCGGGGAUAUACUCGGACGACGACGCCAACAGCGACGCGUCGAGCGCCUGCUCGGAACGUUCGUACGGCUCGUCGCGGAACGGCGGCCUGCCGCACUACCUGCGUCAGACGGAGGACGUGGCGGAGGUGCUGAACCACUGCGCCAGCUCCAACUGGUCCGAGAGGAAGGAGGGCCUCCUGGGCCUGCAGAACCUCCUCAAGAGCCAGCGCAUCCUCAGUCGGGUUGAGCUGAAGAGACUGUGUGAGAUCUUCACCAGAAUGUUUGCUGACCCGCACAGCAAGCGAGUGUUCAGCAUGUUCCUGGAGACACUGGUGGACUUCAUCAUGGUGCACCGUGAGGACCUGCAGGACUGGCUCUUCGUGCUGCUCACGCAGCUGCUCAAGAAGAUGGGCGCCGACCUGCUGGGCUCCGUCCAGGCCAAGGUCCAGAAGGCUCUGGACGUCACCAGGGAGUCAUUUCCAUUCGAUCAACAGUUCAACAUCCUCAUGCGAUUCAUUGUGGACCAGACGCAAACGCCUAACCUCAAGGUCAAAGUAGCCAUUCUGAAGUACAUUGAGGCGCUGGGGCGUCAGAUGGACCCCCCAGACUUUGUGAACUCGAGCGAAACGAGGCUGGCCGUCUCUCGCAUCAUCACCUGGACCACGGAACCCAAGAGCUCGGACGUCAGGAAGGCGGCGCAGGUGGUGCUGAUCGCCCUGUUUGAGCUCAACACGCCGGAGUUCACCAUGCUGCUGGGUGCGCUGCCCAAGACCUUCCAGGACGGCGCCACCAAACUGCUGCACAACCACCUCAAGAACUCCAGCAACACCGGCGUGAGUUCUCCCAGUAACACCAUUGGACGCACUCCUCCCAGGCUUCCGUCCAGCCGGACGAGUCCGCUCACAUCACCCACGAACUGCUCCCAUGGCGGCCUUUCACCCAGUCGUCUUUGGGGCUGGGGUGUGGACGGGCUCUCUAAGCACCCCUCCCCUCCCCAUCCUCCUCCUCCUCACUCCCUCCCCACCAACCCCUCCUCCCUCAGGGCCCUGCGCUGCGCGUACUCUCCCAGCCUGCUGGAGUACGACACGGAGAACAUGAACUCGGAGGAGAUCUACAGCUCGCUGCGCGGCGUCACCGAGGCCAUCCAGAGCUUCAGCUACCGCAGCCAGGAGGACCUCAACGAGCCCGCGCGCCGCGACGGCAAGAAAGACGAGGCGGUGGGUCGUGAGGGUGCGUCUCCAGGAAGUGAUGCGCGCCUGGGCCUGGACAUGGUCGACGGGGGCGGCGGCCGCACGGCGCUGGACAACAAGACGUCCCUCCUGAACACGCCCUCGCCGCGCUCCUUCGGCGUCCCCCGCGCGCGCGAACACGGCCCGUACGGCUACGCCGACACCAUCAGCGCCUACGACAAGAGCGCGCUCAAGGAGGCCGUGUUCGACGACGACGUGGAGCAGUUCCGAGACAGCCGUCGUCAAGACUGCGGAGAGAACAAGAUGGUGCUGGCCAAGGGCUUAGCUCCUGUGGACCACUCGGAGUUGGUUGCGGAGCUUCUGAAGGAGCUGUCCAAUCACAACGAGCGUGUGGACGAGCGCCGCGGGGCAUUGGUGGAGCUGCUGAAGAUGACGCGGGAGGACAGCGUGGCCGUCUGGGACGAGCACUUCAAGACCAUCCUGCUGCUGCUGCUGGAGACACUGGGGGACCAGGAUCACACGAUCAGGGCUCUGGCUCUGCGGGUCCUCAAGGAGAUCCUGAGGAACCAGCCGGCUCGCUUCAAGAACUAUGCAGAACUCACCAUCAUGAAGACCCUCGAGGCCCACAAAGACUCCCACAAGGAGGUGGUGCGGGCGGCGGAGGAGGCGGCUGCCACCCUGGCGGGCUCCAUCCACCCGGAGCAGUGCAUCAAGGUGCUGUGCCCCAUCGUGCAGACGGCCGACUACCCCAUCAACCUGGCCGCCAUCAAGAUGCAGACCAAGGUCAUCGAGCGCAUCGCCAAGGACUCGCUCAUCACGCUGCUGCCCGACAUCAUCCCCGGCCUGCUGCAGGGCUACGACAACACGGAGAGCAGUGUCCGUAAGGCGAGUGUGUUCUGCUUAGUGGCCAUCUACUCUGUCAUCGGAGAGGAUCUCAAGCCUCACCUCGCCCAGCUCACAGGGAGCAAGAUGAAGCUGCUGAAUUUGUACAUCAAGAGGGCCCAGACGACCAACAGCAACAGCAGCAGCUCGUCGGACGUGUCGUCGCACAGCUAGCCAUCACAGGACCGGGCGGCCGCGCUGGCACAGCGCUAGCUCAGCGCUAGCUCGGACUCUUCCGCCGGCUCGCCCGCUCGCCCGCCCGCUGCACCCUGCUGCCCUCUCAUCCAACCACGCCCGCUUUAUUUUCUGUUUUCUUUUUGUGAGGGGUGGGGGUGGUAAUAGUGCCCCCCUCUGCCUACCCCCAGAGUCUCCUCGCCUCUCCUCUCCUCUCCUCUCCUCUCCUCUCCUCUCUUCUCUUCUCCUCUCUUCUCUUCUCUUCUCUCCUCUCUUUUCUCCUCUUCCUCUCUCCUCUCCAUUCAUUUCUGCUGUUACACAUGUGGCACCCUCCACCGAUCCGCUCAGAGAGACCUCCCUGUUAUACCAUGAGCUCCAUCGCUGUUGGUUUUCUUUGUUAAGCAGUGCUCUCUCUCUCUCUCUCUCUCUCUCUCUCUCUCUCUCUCUCUCUCUCUCUCUCUUUCUCUCUCUCUAUCUCUCUCGCUCUUUCUCUCUCCCCCUCUCUCUCUCUGUUGUUCAGUGUCCCUCAUUCGUUUGUGUGGAGGGUAUAUUCUGAAUGUAUAGGGAGAUUCUGAUGUUUGGGUUGAAGCUCUUCCACCAGUUGGAUGUUAUUGUCAAUAGCUGAAGUUGGCCUUUGUCCAUUUCCCUGUCCCAGCAGGGCGUAGUGCUACUGUAAAAUGAUUGGUUGAGAGGGGAAAUAAUGUUACUGUAAAAUGAUUGGUUGAGAAAUCUGAAAUGAAAUUGGGAAAUCUGGCCGUUUAAUCUUAACAGGGCAGAAAUAAAGCCUCUGAUAGCAUCCUUCACUCUGUCACAGGCUGUGGAUGUGGUCUAGUUAGGUUACGGACCAGUACAUUUGGGGGGGGGGGGGGGGGGGGAGUUCACUUAAGUGCUGUUUCUCACAAGACAACCCUAGUUUUAAGUAGGAGGUGUUCUCCAUUUUUUCCAAGAGAAACUUUAAGAAAUUAAGUGGGAUUUCUGGGAAGUAGGUGAUCAUUUGGCUGUGCCAGUGAUUUCUAGUAUUUUGAUCAGAUAGAGCAAUGGGACAAGCUCAAAGAAAACGUUUGAGUACCAAGACUACCAAAAACUGUUCAAAGUAGUAAUAUUUGUAUUUAGAAUUGUUACAUUUAUUUAAGAAGUUAAUAAUAAUUUAAGCAACCUUAGGUUAUUUGAGCCCACGGUUUAUGUUGCAAAAAAUCUUGUUUAAAAAAAAAAGUGAUUCUUAUAAUUAUUAUUUUCCAUUUAAUGUCACUCAUUAUGAAGGGUAGCUGAUAGAUAUUAAUUUGGGGUUUUAGGACUUAUUAGAUUCUGAUUGUAAAUUAAUCAGAUUGACUUUCAUCGUUUUAUGUAUGAAUGAGUGAUGAACUGAUUGAGAGGCCUAUGUGUGACUAUGUUGCCACAAUAGAGCAAGCAAGGACAGAACUACUGAAGAAUGUAGACUUUUUUUGUUUUGUUUUUACAAAAACCUGUGAAACAAGAAAAAGCAGAGUCUUUUUUUGGCCUUCCCUGAAGGAGGAUUUGACGAAAGAAAUUGAAAAGACAAUCUGUGAUGUGGACAUAAGCGUUUUCUGUAACGGAAGACGAUUCCAGCCCAUUCUUAAAAGUGCCAGCCCAAGCCCAGCUUAUCCUCACACUACAGUUCAAUCAGCAAUCGGGCCUGUCACAAUAGGAUGGAGAGGCAACAACAACAACAACAACAACAACAAGGACAUGGACAUGGGCAGUGAGGAGACGGAAUCGUAGAAAGACGGAGCCUCCAAAGUGACUCUCGGCCUUUUUACUGCUUGCUCUGUGAGUCGUGGCCUCAACCUCCCACCCACCCACACACACACACACACACACACACACACACACAGUGUAAGAGAUGACUGUGCACCUGCUGAAGACACAGCUGCCCCCCCCUCCCCACACACACACACACACACCUGUAAAUAAAUUGAAUGUCACAGGUCGGGUGGCACAGGUGAAAAGCUGGUGUCUGGUAGAGAGGCCUUCAACAAUCAUUUCUGUCAUAGUGCUGUUUGAGUUCUCUCUGCUGCUGCUCUUCUCUCCCCCUUCUACCAUCUCUCUCUUACUCCCCCCUCUCUCUCUCUUACUCCCUCUUUCUUUCUCCCUCUCUCUCUCUCUCUCUGUCUCUCUCGCUCUCUCUCUCUCUCUCAAAUGUGAAAUCCAGUUGCCUCGGCUCCAAGUGAGAAGGACCAUUUAAGACACUGUAACCCUUUGUUGCUCUUGACAUCCAACUUCCCUUUGCCAAAAAAAAAGACCCCCCUCCACACACAGACAACCAACGCUCCUCCGAUACACAGCCCUCCUCGUGUUUUGUACAUAACUCACUGCAGACCCCCCUCCUUUGAGAGCGACGAUGCAACAACAACAACAACAUCAAAUCCACCGGAACAGAACCAAGGACACCAACAUCAACUCCGUCAUGGACUUUUAAACGAAAAACAAACAAACAACAACAACAACAACAAUAAUAACAGCAACAAAAAAAAGUUGGAUGUCUCAGUCCUUUUGCACGUUAGCAGAUAGCCCGCAUGUUUUGGGCCCAAGUGACUCUGGCGUGCUGCCGCCGUUGGCCCUGCCCGGGCUGCUGGAGCUUUCUUGUCUCCUCAGCUAUGACCAGCCUGGCCAGCCUGUACAUACAGUAUUAUCGUUAUGACUUAUUAUUAUUAUUAUUAUUAUUAUUAUUAUUAUUCAUUAUUGUUUUGGGGAAGGAGGCGGAGUGAUUUUAUUGUAGAGUGCUAAUAGAGGCCCAGUAAGAUGACCAAAACAAGCAUCCAUUUCAGCCUGGACCAACUCUGGACGGAACCCCUCUGAUUUCCCAUGAUGCCCUGCUGCAAAAGUGCCCUCUGUGUCAUGUUGGUGCUGUGAACAGCCGCAUGUGGUUAUAGGAGGGUACUUGGUGUGUGCGUGUGUGCCUUUUUUGGUAGAAUCUGGCAUAGUACAUAAUGCAUACUGUUCCUUUUUUUCCUACUUGGUUCAGUUUGUUCAUUUGUAUCUUCCUUUUCGGAUUGUGACGUGAAGGUAACAGCAGAAUGUGGCAGUCAGAAAUAUUUCAGUGUGUUCCAUUUUUACAUCUGAUAUCCAACCUUUUCUUUCUAAAGUAAGGGAAAGCCAACAGCCCUUAGGCAGUGGUGGUUCUUUUGAUUUUUACAUUCUGCAGCUUUAUGAGAGCUAGGUUUGCCUUUGUUUGCAGAAAUGUUUUUCCCCCUUAGCAGUAUGUUCACUUCGCAUGUAGACCUAUACUUUUUGUGUUUGUUUGAGUGGAAUUUGUUUUGUCAUUCAUAUCUGUAUUUAAAAAAAAAAACCUUAUUUUCUUUUUUUUCUGUUGGUUUAUCACACCCACUGUACAGAUUUGGGGGGAAGGGUUGAAAUCCACCUGUGAUAGAUUUGCAACAAUAUACAUUUGUUUGCUCUAGAAAUAAAACAAAGAUCAAAGUUUA